Messenger RNA from Guillardia theta CCMP2712, 429 nucleotides. RefSeq lists its product as hypothetical. The transcript has 3 exons. The record is from RefSeq and is a predicted model, not a curated record. Bases 1 to 429 code for a protein of 142 amino acids. Lineage: Eukaryota; Cryptophyceae; Pyrenomonadales; Geminigeraceae.
AUGUUCGGCCCCACCUUCGUCACCAUCCACGUCCGCAAGAAAGCUGGCGACUCCGCCAAGCCCCAGGCCUCCAAGAUCUUCCUCACCGCCAGCGACCUCCAGCGCCUCCUCGUCUACAAGCAGGUCGACGCCGCCAAGCUCCUGGGGGUGUCUCUGACGGCGCUCAAGAACGCGUGCAGGCAGCUGGGGCUGGAGAGCUGGCCCAAGGAGCGGAGCCAGCUACUGGCGGCGAGGAGGAGGGAGGCGUGGGACGUGCGGGAGUGGUUCGGGGGUCAGGAGGAGGGUAUAAGUGCUACGGAAGGGACGGAGCAGGAGGCGGAAACAGUGGAGGAAGACGGCACAGUCCCAAUUCUGGAUGGCGCACCGUACCUCGAGCAGUGGAGUAGAGAAUGGGUCAUGGAAGAGAAGGAUGAAUCUGCAGGAAAUUGA